Molecule: messenger RNA, 2572 nt
Organism: Cryptomeria japonica (Japanese cedar)
Lineage: Eukaryota; Viridiplantae; Streptophyta; Pinopsida; Cupressales; Cupressaceae
Product: pentatricopeptide repeat-containing protein At2g13600
Exons: 1
Coding region: 354-2351 (665 amino acids)
Biological process (GO): RNA modification
Molecular function (GO): RNA binding; protein binding
Source: RefSeq, a predicted model, not a curated record
AGGACCACCCAUCUUCAAUUUUGAAUAUGGGCAGGCUGGUGACAUGAACUUCCUCCAGCAGUAAUAAUGAAUCUGCAAAUUGGCAAUCACUUCCAGUAAUCAAUCGGCCUACAAGCUUGGGGUACUUUCUCUUAAUUUUAAAGAAAAUCUAAACAGAGAAAUCUCUAAACCCUGCUUUGUUUUCACGGAGAAGUUUCAAAUGAAACGUCUGUAACUCUAAAUGAAUAAACACAAUACUUUCAAUUACUUACAGAUUGCUUACUUUGUGGAAGUAGGAACACCAAGAAUGAUACUAUAUCGCAGGCAAGCAAUUUUCUAUCCACGUUAUUUAUGGCUACUCUGCAAUUUCAACCAUGGCAUUGAUUCCAUCCUUACCAUUACCCUUAAACAUUCUAACAACACAUGUUACUUCCCUAAAAUUUAUCACCAUCAUAAUAAAAUCAAUAGCUAAACAACUAAGCACAAUGAACUCAACUGCCAAAAUGUAUCACUACAGUAUCCGAACACUUUGCAGAGAGAGUCGAUUGGAGGAGGCCAUGUCCAUCUUGCGUGAUCUGGAUAAGGGCAGGAGUCCAGUGGACUCCAACAUGUAUUCAUGUCUGUUGCAGGCGUCCACCAUAGCCAAAUCCCUAACAGAAGGUAAGACUCUACAUGCCCACAUGCUCUUAACUGGAUUUCAGAUAAAUAACGACUCUGUAAACACUAAACUUCUGAGCAUGUAUUCAAACUGCGGUAGUUUCAACGAUACACGCCAACUGUUUGACAAAAUGCAUUCACCUCAUAUUGUGCCAUGGAAUGUUAUAAUAAGGUGUUGUGUUAUUCAUGGGUUCUGCAAUGAUGCCCUUAUACUCUAUUACCAAAUGCAGAGGACAGAGGUCUGCCCGGACAGGUUUACAUUCCCCCUCGUUCUCAAGGCGUGCGCAAGCUUGGGUUAUCUUUCCCAAGGUAAGAUAGUUCAUGACUGUGUUGUGAAGUACGGGUUGGAGUUUGAUGAUUUUGUGGGGACUGGUCUCAUAGACAUGUAUGCGAAAUGUGGCGCACUUGAGGAUGCACGUCAAGUGUUUGACAAAAUGUAUCAAAGAGAUGUGGUUUCUUGGACUUCUCUGAUUGGAGGGCAUCUGCAGAACCGGCAGGUUAAUGAGGUCAUGAAUCUUUUUCAGCUUAUGCAGUUUGCAGGUGUGAAACCCAAUUCGAUUACUAUUGUCAGCAUUCUUCGAGCAUGUGCUCACUUAGCGAAUCUGCAGAAGGGAAAAGAAAUUCAUGGUUAUGUUCUUAAAAGAGGUUUUCAAGUAGAUGUUUAUGUAGUCAGCUCCCUCAUUGACAUGUACACAAAAUGUAAUGCCCUGGACUAUGCAGUUUGCGUGUUUGACAAAAUGCCUCAGAAAAAUGUGGUUUCAUGGAAUUCAAUGAUUGCUGGUUUUGUUAAUAUUGGAAAAUGUAACUGUGCGUAUGAGUUGUUUCAUCGAAUGCAAAGUACAGGUGUUAAAUCCAAUUUAGUUACAUGGAAUACAAUGAUCGCAGGAUAUGCCCAGAAUGGGCUUCCAAAUGAAGCCAUAAAACAUCUUUAUCAAAUGCAGCUAGCUGGAGUUGAACCAGACUCGAUUACCGUUGCAAGUGUGCUGCCGGCAUGUGUUGCCUUGUCAGCUCUACAACAGGGUAGGGAAAUCCAUGCUAAAAUAAUCAGAAAUGGAUUUAACUCGAGUGUUUUUGUGGGGAGUGCCCUGCUAGAUAUGUAUUGCAAGUGUGGAAACAUAGAGAAUGCUCGAAGAGUGUUUGAUAACAUGUUAGAAAGAGAUGCAGUUUCCUGGAAUGCAAUGUUGGUGGGGUAUGGAGUGCAUGGUCAUGGUGAGGAGGUCAUGGCACUUUUUGAACAAAUGUUACAGGAAGGCGUGCAGCCAGAUCAGAUCACCUUCAUUGCCAUCCUGUCUGCAUGCAGCCAUUCAGGACUCGUAGCUGAAGGAAUGCAGUUCUUUGACCACAUGAUUAAUGAUUUUCAUGUUGUCCCCAGAAUGGAGCACUAUGCAUCAAUGGUCGACCUUCUUGGUCGUGCUGGCUGCUUGGAAAAGGCCGAAGACUUCAUUAAAAACAUGCCAAUAAAACCAAGUGUUGAAGUGUGGGCAGUCUUACUUAAUGCAUGCAGGGUUCAUCAAAAUAUUGGUUUAGGAGAACGUGUAGCAGAAUACAUUUUUGGAUUGGAGCCUGAAAACAUUGGAUACUAUGUACUACUAUCAAAUAUAUAUGCUGAGGCUGGUAGGUGGGAUGAUGUAGCAAAAGUGAGGGCAAAGAUGAAAAGCAGAGGAUUGCAAAAAAGUCCAGGAUGCAGCUGGAUUGAAGUUAAUAACCAAGUGUAGAAGGACCCGAUCCGCUAUCGGAGGAAUACAACCAUGUUGGAAAGAUGGAAUAACCAGGUGGACACAAGGUAUGUUCCUGAAACAGAUACUGCCCUCCUUACUGAGGAGGAUGAUAAAGAUUAUAUCCUUAUGGCAAAUUUGGCCUUCAUUGUAUUCUAAUCAUACAUAAAUGUUAAAUCUAUCUUAAAGGGUUUUUUAAAACACACUUAUCCAAUACAAUC